CGUGUAGUAAUACGAGAAAUGGGAUUUGUGAAAACGCGUGAUGAAGAUGAAACAGCUAAUCUUAUAUGGAGUGAUUCUGCUGUGCAACAGGAAAAGAUUGCUGAACUUCGGAAUUAUCAGAGAAUCAACCAUUUUCCAGGAAUGGGAGAGAUCUGCAGAAAGGAUUUUCUGGCAAGAAAUAUGACUAAAAUGAUCAAGAACCAGCCUCAGGAGUAUAGUUUUAUUCCUCGAACAUGGAUCUUCCCUGCAGAAUACACACAGUUUCAGAACUAUGUAAAAGAACUGAAGAAGAAACGUAGACAGAAAACUUUCAUAGUCAAACCAGCUAAUGGUGCAAUGGGACAUGGGAUCUCUUUAAUAAGAAAUGGAGAAAAGUUACAAGCUCAGGAUCACUUGAUUGUUCAGGAAUAUCUUGACAAACCCUUUCUUAUGGAAGGCUACAAGUUUGAUUUGCGUGUGUAUAUUCUUGUAACCUCCUGUGAUCCAUUAAAAGUAUUUUUAUAUCAUGAUGGACUGGUGAGAAUGGGCACAGAAAAGUAUCAUCCCCCCAGUGACUCAAAUUUGAGUCAAUUGUAUAUGCAUCUGACUAACUACUCUGUCAAUAAACACAAUGAACACUUUGAACGGGAUGAAACAGAAGACAAAGGAAGCAAACGCUCCAUAAAAUGGUUUACUGAGUUUCUAGAAACAAAUAAUCUUGAUGUCUCCAAAUUCUGGAGUGAUAUUUCAGAGUUAGUAGUGAAGACUCUCAUAGUUGCAGAGCCACAUGUUCUUCAUGCUUAUCGCAUGUGCAGGCCAGGGCAAGCACCAGGAAGUGACAGUGUCUGCUUUGAAGUCCUGGGAUUUGAUAUUCUGCUGGACAGAAAACUAAAACCAUGGCUCCUAGAGAUUAAUCGUGCCCCAAGCUUUGGAACUGAUCAAAAAAUAGACUAUGAUGUAAAAAAAGGUGUUCUGCUAAAUGCAUUAAAGCUUCUUAACAUACGGACAAGUGAUAAAAGAAGAAAUUUAGCUCAACAGAAGGCUGAGGCUCAAAAGAGACUGUACGGUCAAGGUUCAAUGAAAAAACUGUUGCCAGGUUCUUCAGACUGGGAGAAGCAGCGCCACACACUGGAAAGGAGAAAAGAAGAACUGAAGGAAAGACUUGCACAAGUACGUAAACAGAUUUCCAAAGAGGAACAUGAAAAUAGACACAUGGGGAACUACAGGCGAAUUUACCCUCCUGAUGAUAAGACAUUACUUGAAAAGUAUGAGAGUUUGUUAGCCACUGCUUUCCAGACGUUUCUUGCUGGGAGAGCAGCUUCACUUCAGCGGGAAAUGAAUAACCCUUUAAAAAGAAUGAAGGAGGAGGAUAUUUUGGAUCUUCUGGAGCAGUGUGAAAUAGAUGAUGAAAAACUAAUGGGGAAAUGCACCAGGCAGCGAGGACCUAAGCCAUUGUGUUCAAUGCCAGAAAGUGCACAACCCUUAAGAAAACUUAAGAACUACAACAGUGAUAGUAGCUGUGAUAGUGGUAGCAGUAUGUCAGAAUCGGGAGAAGAAACUGAAAAGGAAGAUCACAAUGAAAAAAAAGAGAAAAAAGUUUCAUAUGAUCUUGAAGAAAAUAAAUGCAAAUCUUUGGAACGAUCAGGUAGAAUGAACUGGAAGCCUUCGAUUAAAAAUAUAAAAUCUCCAUCAUAUUCAUCCCCCGCAUCAUCCACAGGUCCAAUAAGGCGUUCUGUAAGCUGCCCUCGUUCAAUAUCAAUAUUGACUAUGCAGUCACAGGCAGCUGAGCAACGUCCCUUUUCAGCCAAAGCAUCUCUGCAAAUCCAGCGUGCAUCCUCGGUGAAUAGGUCUCAUUCUUUAAACCGCAGCCCAUCUUCAGCCAGAGUCCCUCAGACACCCAGCUUGGGAACUAUGAACUCUUCAGGGAGUGAGUCUUUGCUGCAACAGAAAACAAAAGAGCAAGAAGUUGCUUUGACAAAAGAGACUCUUGUCAUUAUCAAUGACAUGAGAAUGAAGUUCCCGGGAAAAACAGAUGAAGAAUCAAACUUAAUUAUAGAAGAUAUUAUGGAUAACUGGAAGUAUCAUAAAACAAAAGUGGCAUCCUAUUGGUUGGUAAAACUGGAUUCUGUAAAGCAACGAAAAGUUUUGGAUAUAGUCAAGACAAGUGUUCGUGCAGUUCUACAGCAUGUCUGGAAGGCUCCAGACAUUGAAAAUUUACAUCUAUACCGUCUCUUUAACCGUGUAUUUAAUCGCUUACUUUGGAGCCAUGGUCAAGGUCUAUGGAACUGUUUCUGUAAUUCAGGGAGCUCGUGGGAAACCAUAUUCAAUAAAAGCACAGAGGUGGUGACUCCUGAGCAACUCCAGUGUUGCCAACGAAUAGUACAGCUUUGUAAACACUGCCUGCUGGUGGUUUACAAAUAUUCUUCAGAUUCAAGAGGAUCCCCAACUGGAAUUAGCUCCCACUGGGAUGAUACAAGGUAUUUAUUGCCAGGACCUUCACUGUUCAUCAUAAAAUCAUCCUCGUCCAACCUUAGCUGCAGUUCGUCUGGAAUGCCUCGCCCUAACAUUUUGUUCACACACAGAUACAGUCACUUGUGA
This is a messenger RNA of Balearica regulorum gibbericeps (East African grey crowned-crane), 2577 nucleotides long. The record is from RefSeq and is a predicted model, not a curated record. NCBI's taxonomy places the organism in Eukaryota, Metazoa, Chordata, Aves, Gruiformes, Gruidae.